Humulus lupulus (European hop) is the source of this 2181-nucleotide messenger RNA. RefSeq lists its product as uncharacterized. The transcript is spliced from 7 exons. The record is from RefSeq and is a predicted model, not a curated record. NCBI's taxonomy places the organism in Eukaryota, Viridiplantae, Streptophyta, Magnoliopsida, Rosales, Cannabaceae. The coding region runs from base 225 to 1733 and encodes 502 amino acids.
AAAAGCUCCCGCGUUUUUCUACUCUUCCGACUCAUCUCCCUCCCUCCCUUUCACUCUUUCCCUCUUUUUUUCUCUUCCAUUCUCCGCCUAUUUCCUCCCUCAUUUUCACUUCUUCUGAUCUAAACUCAAACCCCUUUUCUUAUUCUUCUUCUUCUUCUUCUCCUCUCUCUGCAAUUUUUCUUUCUCAGAUCUCACAACCCAUUUCCCCUCCAUCUUCGUCAACAAUGAGCAGACAACCCAGAGUCAAGAAGAAGUCUUCUCAGAAUCUCGGUACCGGAGACGUAACUCCGAAGCAAAUUGCUUUCAUCGUCGAUCGAUAUCUAUUCGACAAUAAAUUUUCUCAAACUCGCUCUCUUUUUCGAACUGAAGCCUCCUCCCUCAUUGCUCAAUCUCCCAGUCAAGAGGCGACUAAGGGAAUACUGGGUCUCGGCCAAAUAAUUAACGAGUAUAUAAGUUUGAAAGCACAGAAACUAAUGGUGGAUCAAGAAAGGGUUCGACUUGAGCAGGAGAAGUUCCGGGUCCAGACGCUGUUGCAGAGUAUGCAAAAUGCAAUGUCUGCGUACAAUGCUAGUGGAAGCUCGUCUGUGCCGGCCGCGAUUUCCUCUGUAGCUCCUAAGCCAGCGAUUAUGGCUCCUCGGUUGCAGCCGUUUAAUGGGUCUCAAGCAGGGUUUCCUUUGAACAACAAUCCAACUGUACAUUCAAUGUCUAUGCCUUCCAACACGAAUGCUCAACCUACAAAUAUAUCUUCAUUGUCAAAUAAUAAGAGAAAAAACCCCAAGAUUAUUUCAAAUGCCCCUCCUCCAGCUGCGAAGAGAUCUUGCAGCAAAUUCUCACUUCCAGAGAAAGAAGCAGUUCCACAAUAUGGUAGCACAGUUAAUAGUCAAGAAAAUACUCAGGCUCCCGCUUCUGCAGUUGAAUCAUCACCAAACAUCUGUGUGGCUAGUGGAUCAAGUGUGGCCAAGUGUUUGUUCAAUCAGCCCUCACUCUCCAUUCCAACAAAUGCUUCUGUUCCCAAGACGCCCCCAAGAGCAAAUUCCUCUCAAAGUGACAAAUCAACAUCUCCUCUUGAUGUUUCUUCCACUGCUAAAUGUAGCAAUGCUAGCACUCCCACAGAGAUGACCCCAACAAGAUGCACUGUAAUAUCAUCAUCCAAAAGAGUGACGCUGAGUCCAUGUAAACAAAUGGCUUUUUACAUGGAGAAAAACCAGUGCAUUUCCACUUCCUCGCCAGUCAAGACAAAUUCAAAGAGGCAGACAAUAAGCAAUAAUGUGAAAGGAAGACUUGAUUUUAGUGAUUCUGACUCAUUGGUGAAUUUAGGGUCAGGCGAACCAAUUUUUGAGCAGACUUCAACAUCUGAGUCUGAAAAGGAAAUUGACCUUUUUGACAUUGAUCUGCCUAAUUUUGAUGCCAUUGGAGAAGAUUUCUCCUUUACUGAAAUGUUGGGUGCUUUUGAUUUUGAGUGUGGAGAAAUGGAUUACUCUUGCGAACUACCUAUAGGUGCUUCUAUGGACACCAUUUCAGGCUCAUCCCCUGAAUCAAUGUGUGGCUAUAUGGGGUCUAACCAAGUUAUGUCAGAAUUCUCUACUGUGACAGAAGUAUUAUCACAAGAUAUGAGUAUGCAAGGGCCGGAUUCUAUGUCAGCUCUAAAAUCUGUGACAAGAUGCAUCAAAAUUAUAAGUCCUGUAAAAACUUGUGGGAAUUCUCUGGAUCAGAACUGUGCUGCAACAAACUGACUGGGAGAGUAGGCAUUACUUCUUUAUGGUCUGAUAUACCCGCACUUAAUUAACAUAGAUGUAUAAAAGUUAACUGUUAGUCUGUUUACAUAUUCUUUUGUCUAGGAUGUAAGGUCAUGACUUGUGUGAUCAUGAUUAGUGCCUCUUCUAAUGACUUGAUAUUAUGAAAAAUAGAACAAGAAAGAAAGAUUUUCUAUAAUCUAUAUCACCAGGGUCACCAGACCUUGAUACAUCUGCAAAAGAGGAAAUAAGUACGGAGAUACAGACUUACAAUUCUCUUCCACUAUCUCCUAUUGCCUAAUAUAAUUCUAGAUCAAUUGCCAAGUAAUUUAAAUUCACGAGUUAUUUGAAGUUCCUUUUUGUCAAUAUAGAAUAGGAAGUAUAUGAUGAAUUAACAAGGAGUUGUCUAAUUAGAUUCUGUACACGGGAAGAAGAAAUGUAUAGCCUA